This is a messenger RNA of Microtus ochrogaster (prairie vole), 747 nucleotides long. RefSeq names its product TNF receptor superfamily member 13B (gene Tnfrsf13b). Gene Ontology annotation, cellular component: plasma membrane. Lineage: Eukaryota; Metazoa; Chordata; Mammalia; Rodentia; Cricetidae. Gene Ontology annotation, biological process: hematopoietic progenitor cell differentiation; B cell homeostasis; negative regulation of B cell proliferation. The record is from RefSeq and is a predicted model, not a curated record.
AUGGCAAACUGCCCCAAAGAGCAGUACUGGGACUCCUUGACCAAAACCUGUAUCUCCUGCGUCUCCUGCAGCCAGAGGAGCCAGCGCAGCUGUACAGACUUGUGCAAGUUCCUCAGUUGCCGCAGAGAGCACGGCAAGUACUAUGACCAUCUCCUGGGGGUCUGCAUGAGCUGCAAUUCCACCUGCACGCAGCACCCUCUGCAGUGUGCACACUUCUGUGAGAAAAAGGCCAGAAGCCAGAUGAACCUCCAGCCCGAGCUCAGGAGACCACAGGCCGGGGAAGUGGAAGCCAGGCUAGGCAGCUCAGGAAGGCACCAAGGAGCAGAACACGGAGACUUGCAGACUGGAUCAGCAUCCACAGGACUGAGGGUGAGCAGCGACCAGUUGGCCCUUGUCUACUGCACACUGGGGCUCUGCCUCUGUGCCAUCUUCUGCUGUUUCUUGGUGGCAUUGGCCUGCUUCCUCCGGCGUAGAGAGCCGCUUCCUAAGCAGUGUUCAGGGCCGCGUGUGUCCCAGGCAAAGUCCCCCCACUGCCCCGCGACAGAGGCUUGCAGUGAGGUGGCCUUGCCACCCCAGCCUGUUGAGACAUGUAGCUUCUGCUUCCCGGAGCGCAGGUCACCUACACAGGAGAGCACUCGCACGCUCGGGACUCUCGGCUUAGCAGGAACCGCUGCCCCGCAACCCUGUGCGCGUGCAUCAGUUGGCGUCAUGCACGUGCCCCUCGGAGAUGCUGGUCCAGGAGCUUGA